UUGUGUUAACUAUGAUCAGUGCGUGAUUAGACCGCGUCGACGCGGCUCGCGAGUGCUCCAAACAAGAACUAAUGGCUUAUCGACUUUAAGUGACACUUAACAAUACGUUAUAUAUUUUUUAAAAGGAAAUACAAUUUGGAUGCUGAAGUCUAGGCCAGAAGUGCUGUGAUAUCCGGAUGGACAACUAAUCAUGUGCGUUCGGACUAGAAUUAAGGCUGAAGUCUUAAUAUGUGUGUUUAUUGUAUUAGUGCCGUUGAUUGAGGAAACUGCAUCGCAAAGUGAUGAAAUAGUUGACCUUAUAACUGAGGCGAGGCUGUAUUCUCAACCGACUGGAGUGACCAGAAUAUUGGGAAGAUGCGCUAACGAAUCAAAUGGAAGGGAACCAGAAAUAGACGAAUGGGCUUACAGAUUGGGAGAGAGGGCACAAAUAUCUUUAAGCACCGGCGAUUAUUUUUCAAAAGGGUUCCCAACAAAUUUUUCUGUACUGAUCGUAGCGAGGCCCACUCCAGGUCAAAUCUACUCAUUGUUCACUCUAUACAGUGAAGAAGGGGACGAACAACUUUCGAUCAGUGUCGGUAGAGAUGUCAGCGUUUACUAUGAAGACACCGACGAAAUGCCUCUUGAAGGAAACCACAUACCUUUUGAAUUAUCAAUGGAUGAUGGAAAGUGGCAUCGAUUAGCCUUUAGUUUUAAGGGUGAUUCCGUUACCCUAAUAUACGACUGUGCGAAUACGAUAACGAAAUCAUUGGCCAGGGAAUCCACAUCCAAACUUAGCACAUCAGGAAUCAUGAAUAUUGGAUUCCAAUUAGCUGAUGAGGGGUAUUAUGAGGGUGACGUACAACUGUUAAAAAUCGCCCCUACUCCAGACGAGGCAUACAAUUUAUGUACAAAACAUGCUCCCGACUGCACAGGAAGUAUAUCUGGUUCUUCCCACAGUAGUUCCUACCAUUACAGUAGCAGUGGCGGCGGUGGUGGCUACAGCUAUAGUAGUAGCAGCAGAAGUUCUAGUUCUACUAGCGGUGGCAGCAAUGGCCACUAUAGCGGUUCUGGAUCUGAGUCGGGUGUCAAAUUCAGUUCUUCGUCACAAAGUGGAACCAGUGUUGGAUCCUCUUCAGGUGAAAGCAGUGGUUCUAGUUUUGGAUCUGUGGCAGUUGGUGGAGGUAGUGCAGGAACACUUGGAAUUAAAGUGGAAGGUGGAGGUAAUUUUAAUGGCGCUGGUGCAAAUGUUGGAAUUGGCGAAGGAAGUUCAGGAGGUGGAAGUAUAGUGACACGUAAUCAUGCAUCAAUGAAUAGUUCGGGAAGGGGAGAAGCUGGAUAUGAAGAAGAAAUAGAUUUCGAGGGAUUAAACAAAUUUAUCCAAGGAGCAGGUGGCACAUACAUCAGUCAAGAAGGGAGUGAAUCUGUAGACUUUGAUCAGAAUGUAAUGGGUGGACUUAGAGGUGAUAUCGAUUAUGAAAGUAAUACAGAUGUACCAGAAGUUAAUACCAUCAACAACACAACUGAUAUUCUAACAGAAACUGAAUGGGCUAACACAGAAUCGCCUGAUGGUUACGAUAUGUCACCAGUUGGACCAGAGUAUGGAAAUUCUCCUUCACCCUAUUAUCCAAAUAGAGGUCCUUCUGGACCACAUGGUUAUCCAGGUCCCCCGGGACCCCCUGGUCCACCAGGACCUAAGGGAGAGCCAGGACGAGAUGGUUUAGGUGGUACUGAUGGCAUACCUGGUCCACCUGGACAUGUGUUUAUGAUUCCGCUCAACACUCAAGGUAACGAAAAAGGUCCAGAUAGUCAAACAGAAACUUUCAGGCAAAUGUUAUCGCAACAUAUGAUGGCUAUGAGAGGAGUUGAAGGACCAAUGGGAUUAACAGGUGUGCCGGGACCACAAGGACCUCCUGGACCUGAAGGUCUCAAAGGAGAACCAGGAGAAAUAGGAGAACCAGGGCCACGUGGUGAAAUGGGACCACAAGGCUUACCAGGCAGAGAAGGUAGACGUGGAAGACCAGGUCGCGAUGGCGAGAGAGGAUUAACUGGUCCACCUGGAAAUAAAGGAGAACAAGGUUUAAUUGGUCUGCCUGGAUUACCGGGGGAUAAAGGCGAACGAGGAGAAAGAGGUGUUCCAGGAGAACAAGGUUUACCGGGUCACGACGGUAUGCAAGGCGAAGAAGGUCCUCCAGGACUGCCGGGCCUUCCUGGAGAACAGGGUCCUCGUGGAUUUUCUGGUCCAAGAGGUAUUCCAGGUUUGCCCGGCCCUCCAGGAAUUCCAGGAAGUGAAGGACCUCCUGGUUCAAAAGGACAUCCAGGUCCAAUAGGUCAACCUGGAGCCCCAGGACAACCAGGAUCAUCUGGAGCACCAGGUCCUCCAGGACCACAAGGUUUACUAGGACCUCCGGGUAUUAUGGGACCUAUGGGUAAACCAGGAAUUCCAGGACUGCCAGGAGCUGAAGGUUUACCCGGGAACAAUGGAUCACCUGGAUUACCAGGCAGAAAAGGAGAGCCAGGUUUACCAGGACAUCAAGGAUCAAUUGGAUUUCCUGGUGCUAGAGGUGUAAAAGGUGAUGAAGGAAAAAGAGGAGCAACUGGUGAAAAGGGGGACAAAGGCGACCGGGGACUAGAAGGAGAAAAGGGUGAACCAGGUUUAAAAGGAGAGAUAGGAGCUCAAGGACCACAAGGAAUACCUGGUUUGGAAGGACCAGAAGGGCCAAAGGGCUUCGACGGUCCUCGUGGUGAAACUGGACCCGCUGGACCCCCAGGAGAAAAGGGUAAACAAGGUAUUCAAGGUUUUGUUGGAUAUCCAGGAUCAACAGGUGAAAAGGGUGAUAAAGGUGCUACUGGUAGACUUGGGCCACCGGGUGAAAAAGGAGAAAGGGGUAAUCCUGGAAGCCCAGGAGAACGUGGUGAACAAGGACCACGUGGCUUCAGAGGCUACAGAGGUAAACGUGGACAGGAUGGGUUGCAAGGACCAAAAGGUGAUACAGGUCAACCAGGACCACCUGGUCCUUCUGGAGAAGUAGGUCCACCUGGUUCAGAAGGGCCUAGGGGAUUAUCUGGACCACCUGGAUCUCCAGGAUCCCACGGUAAAGACGGUGUCCCUGGCCCACCUGGAGAAAGAGGACCACCUGGUGAAGCAGGUUCUCCAGGAAAACCAGGAGAACCAGGAGUUAUAGGACCGCAAGGUCCUAUUGGAGAACCAGGGCCUAUUGGCGAACCAGGAACCCCAGGACCUCCAGGAAUUCCAGGCGAAGCAGGAGUUCCCGGUGAGGCAGGAAAAGAAGGGGCUCCAGGACCUCCGGGACCACCUGGUAAACCUGGAAUAUCAGGCCCAACUGGCCUUCCGGGAUUUCCAGGUGAAAGGGGCCAUAAUGGUCCACCGGGUCCACCAGGAUUGAAAGGAGAUGAAGGGCCAGCUGGCCCAGCUGGUCCACAAGGAGACAAGGGCGCCCAGGGCGAACCUGGAAAAGAAGGAUCUCCUGGACCUGAAGGAAGAAGAGGCCCACCUGGGCCACCUGGAGCUGGAGGAGCUAAAGGAGAACGUGGCGAAGCAGGGCCUCCGGGAGUAAGUGGAAGAGAUGGACUUCCGGGCCAAAGAGGAUUACCAGGAGCUCCAGGACCUGUUGGACCACCUGGUGAAGAUGGAGACAAGGGAGAUAUUGGACCACCAGGAGAAAAGGGUUUCAAAGGAGCUCAAGGAGAACCGGGACCAGUAGGAAGCCCAGGCCCUCAAGGUAUUCGAGGUGAAAUAGGACCAGUGGGACCACCAGGAGAAAAAGGACCCCCAGGAGAAAUGGGACGACAAGGUUCUAAGGGAGAAGAUGGCCCUAAUGGAUUGCCAGGUCCGGCAGGACCAGCCGGGCCACAAGGACUGCCGGGUCCCCCAGGUCAAAAAGGAGAAAUUGGAGAUUUCGGACAGAGGGGUCCCCCUGGUCCUGCUGGUACACCUGGUGAACAAGGUGAACGAGGUCCAAAAGGCGCAGAAGGGUUACCAGGACCACGAGGUCCGGAGGGAUUGCAAGGACCUAAAGGCGACGAUGGACCACCUGGUCCAAUAGGUCCUCCUGGAAAAGACGGCAGACCUGGUGAAACAGGGCCUCAAGGUCAAAAAGGCGAAGAAGGAAAAGUCGGAUUACAAGGACCACCUGGGCCUAGAGGACCAAUAGGACCAGAAGGUAGUAAAGGAUCAGCCGGACCUCCAGGUUUUCCGGGACCACCAGGAGAACCAGGUCUUACUGGUUUAAAGGGGGAACCAGGUAAAGAUGGUGAACAAGGAAAACAAGGCGAAGCAGGUGCACCAGGAGAUACAGGUUUACCUGGCCCAAUUGGCCCUCCCGGACCAGCAGGACGACCCGGUCCAGAAGGUCCUGCAGGUUUACAAGGGAAUACUGGAUUACCAGGGGAAAAAGGUGAUAAAGGAACAAUUGGAGCACCAGGAUUGCAAGGGCAGACUGGAUCUCAAGGUAUACCAGGUCCUCAAGGUUUACCAGGAUUGAGAGGAUCGCCGGGUCCAGCAGGGGAGACCGGUCCGCCGGGUAAUCCAGGAAUUCCAGGUGAACAAGGAAAAAUAGGUGAAACCGGUCCCACUGGACCUAAGGGUGAUCGCGGUAGGAGAGGUCCUAAAGGACAUAGAGGAGAUCCAGGUCUGAAUGGACUUAAAGGAGACCGAGGAGAUAAAGGUCAGAAAGGGGAGCGAGGAGAUCGUGGACCUGAAGGGCCAAAAGGCGACAUUGGACCAGUUGGACCCAUUGGUUUCAAAGGUAAUGAUGGUCCUGCUGGACUUCCAGGAAUGGAAGGACCACCUGGACCUAAAGGACAAGAAGGAGUUGCUGGAAUGAAAGGAGAAUCAGGUCCACCAGGUCCUCCUGGACCACCAGGACCUCCAGCUGAAAUGCCACUUCUUCCUCCUGAGAUUCUAUUUCAGAAAGAACUAUCGCGAUCUAAGAGAGAUCUUGGAGAUUUAAUUAACGAAUAUGAAGAAAUUGUGGAAACAACUAAAAAAACUGAUACUUCAGGCGACGAAAACGUCAAUACAAAUAAUGAUGACAACCAUAAAUUCUUAGAUAUGUACAACGAGAUUUACAGAAUGAGGCGUGAUCUCGAAGGAACUAAAAAACCAGUGGGAACGCGAGACAAUCCAGUUCGAACUUGCAGAGAUCUGUACUACGGACAUCCUCAAUUUAAUGAUGGAUGGUAUUGGAUUGAUCCCAAUUUGGGCAUGAAAGAUGAUGCAAUUUAUGUUUAUUGUAAUAUGACUGCUGAAGGAGAAACUUGUGUAUCACCAGAUAAGCACAGCUCAAGUAUGCCCAAUAUACCAUGGAGAAAAGAAAGUCCUAAGAAAGAGUGGUACUCCAAUUUACGGGGGGGCUUUAGAAUAACAUACGAGGCAGUCGGUACAGUGCAAAUGAACUUCCUGCGUCUUCUUUCAAGUGAAGUAUAUCAAAAUUUCACAUACUCGUGUAUAAACAGCGCAGCUUGGUUUAAUCAGAACACCCACAAGUUCGAUAUGGCGAUAAAACUUUUAGGUCAAAAUGAACACGAAUUCACGCACACCAACUCUAAAAAUAUUGUCAUUGAAGAUAAAUGUAAAUUUAGAAAGAAUAAGGCAGAAACAAUAUUCGAGAUUAGAACGAAGAAAAUGCAACAAUUGCCUAUCAUUGACUUUUUGCCAGUGGACUACGGAGCACCCAACCAAGCAUUCGGAUUUUCAGUUGGAGCAGUUUGCUUUAAAUAAAUUAGGAUAUUGCGUAUAUAACAUAGUUUUACAAUAGAUACUUACUUGAUUGAAAAUUAGUUUGUUUGUUAGAAAAUACUUUUAAGGUAUGACUGUUGUUAUAGCACCUAUUUAUUUAUGAAGAACUUAAGAAUGUACAUAUUUUAAUAUAAACACUGCCAUAUUAUGUUAUGUUUUAUCUAAGUUUGUAUUUUAGUAAUAAAAUAUUGUAAAUAAAACGUUUAUCCUUAAAUAAUUUAUAAUAAAACUGUAUAUUACAUAAGAAAUUAUUCACUGAUAGGUAUAAAAAUAAAAUAAUUCGUAAAUAUU
Aethina tumida (small hive beetle) is the source of this 6028-nucleotide messenger RNA. RefSeq names its product collagen alpha-1(V) chain-like. The transcript has 24 exons. The coding region runs from base 191 to 5719 and encodes 1842 amino acids. NCBI's taxonomy places the organism in Eukaryota, Metazoa, Arthropoda, Insecta, Coleoptera, Nitidulidae. The record is from RefSeq and is a predicted model, not a curated record. Gene Ontology annotation, molecular function: extracellular matrix structural constituent.